AUGAAACCAAGAUCAAAGGUUUGGAAGCAUUUCACCAAAUUUGUGAAUGAGAGAGGUGAAACUAGAGGUAAGUGCAACUAUUGUGAAAAAGAUCUUGCAUGUGAUUCAAAAGCUAAUGGAAUCACUGCACUUAACAACCAUUUGAAUGCUUGUAAAUUGAAGCCCCCUCCUGAAGAACUUGCGCAAUCUCACUUGAACUUUAAUGUAGAUGAAAAAAUGGGUCUUACUAAUUGGAAAUUUGAUCAAGAUGCUACUAGGAAAGCCUUAUCAUGCAUGAUAAUUAUUGAUGAAUUACCUUUCAAGUUUGUUGAUGGGGAUGGGUUUAGGCAAUUUAUGGCAAUUGCUCAACCUAGGUUUAAAAUUCCAUCAAGAUGGACUGUUGCGCCUGAUUGUUUUGGGAUUUACAUUGAUGAAAAAGUCAAAAUUUAA
Molecule: messenger RNA, 429 nt
Organism: Neltuma alba
Lineage: Eukaryota; Viridiplantae; Streptophyta; Magnoliopsida; Fabales; Fabaceae
Product: zinc finger BED domain-containing protein RICESLEEPER 3-like
Exons: 1
Coding region: 1-429 (142 amino acids)
Biological process (GO): regulation of transcription by RNA polymerase II
Cellular component (GO): nucleus
Molecular function (GO): sequence-specific double-stranded DNA binding
Source: RefSeq, a predicted model, not a curated record